AUUUCAGAAUCCUGGUUCAGUGAUUUGCGGGGAAAAAAGAAAAGAAAAGAAAAGUCAGAAGUUUUAUCGUAUAUAAGAGACAGUAAGAUGAUGAUGAUGAUGAUGAGCAAUAUUUGUGUGGGUUAUUAUCACGGAGUAUUUGAUAGUUCUGGAAAAGAGAAAGGGUAUAUCAAGAGCAAGCUUAGAGAGCAACGUUGGUGUCAAAUGGUUUCUGAUAAGCAUCUCUUUUAUGUUUCAGGACCAACACAUCUGACUUCUAUUGACUGGAAGAACAGUGAUCAUCAGAGGUCUGUUGCUGCCAGUUUGGUUAAGGGUGUCAAAGUUCUUGAGCUGGACCGCCAAGAGAAGCGUGAAGGACCCGAGGCCUUGGCUCCUCCUUGGUGGGAGUUCUUCCAUUUCAAGUUGCUUCGUCCACUGGUGGAUGAUGCCAGUUGUGGUUCCAUUUUCGGUGCCAUUUAUGAGUUUAAACCUCCUCAUGCUCCUCCUUUCUCUUCUCUUGGUACAGAACAUUCACUAUUGGAAGAUGAAAACAGCCCUCAUUAUGUUAUUGCCUUCCGUGGCACCUUAACCGCGUAUGACCUGGUCUCGCGAGAUCUUAACUUGUCCCUCAAGUUAAUCAAAAAUGGACUUCACAAGACAUCUCGCUUUAAGACUGCUAUGCAAGCAAUCCAAGCUACGGUUGGGGAAGCAGGUGAUUCAUCAAGCGUUUGGCUAGCUGGCCAUUCCAUGGGUUCAGUAUUGGCAAUGCUUGCUGGAAAAACAAUGGCCAAGGACGGAAUCUUACUCAAAUCUUUUCUCUUCAAUCAACCAUUUGUUUUCGUUGCCCCGAUGGAGAGGAUCAAACACGAGAAUAUCAAGCUUGGUAUUCGCUUUGCCCGGAGUGUGUUCACUGCGGGACUGGCUAAAGCUGUAAAUCCCACCUGGUCAGAACACGAAGAUCCAUUCUUCGGUCUUUAUGAAUGGGUUCCUAGUGUAUUUGUGAAUCAAGGUGACGACUUCUGCUCUGGAUAUAUUGGUUAUUUCGAACAUAGAAAGAAGAUGGUAGAGAUUGGAGCAGGAGGCAUUGAGAGGUUAGCAACCCAGAAUUCAAUUGGGAGUUUAUUGAGGUAUGCAAUAGGAAAGGAGACAGAGCCACCAAUGCACCUCAUUCCUUGUGCAAACCUCUCAGUCAAUUUAACCCCUUCAAGGAAUUUCAAAGAAGCCCAUGGAAUUCGACAAUGGUGGCUAGAGAAUCAGCACUUGCAGUCUGAGACUUACAGAUACAGAUAAGACUUCUGGGUGUGUUCUGUUGAUUAUAUAUUUUUGAGUAGUGAAACUUCAGCCUCAAGCAUAUCCAUUAGAAAAGUACACCAGACCAAAUGCUAGUCAUUAAUGAACAUACAUUGAUACACAAGCUCCGAUGUACUUGACCCCUAGUAAGCAGUGAACGCAAAUUUGAUAAGAACUUUAGUGAUUUUACUCGCAUUGCUAAUUUGCAAUACGCUUGCUGUUGAGAGCAAGCAGGGGUUAGUGUUAGAGAUCAGUUGAGCAUAUUUCAUAUGAUGGAGCCAGACCCAAACGGCCAAACCCAUAACCUGCUAAGCAAAUUUUCCAAAACAUGAUAGAAUAUACUUUGAAAAAGACCUUUCUUGAGAAGAGAAGUGACUGGAUCAGAUCUUUGAAGUUUGAACUCAAUAAAAGUUUCACAAUAUCUAAUUGACCAAUGCUGUGUCAUUGUAAGAAAAACUCCAAACCUAUUCUAUGGUAAUUACUUAACAACCCAUUGCCUAGUGAAAUUACAGCAAAGUAAAUAUGAAAUUCAACAAAAAGAAAAUCCCAAAUUUCUUUUGCAAAAUUCUAUAAAUACACUACUCUGUUUCACUUCCCACACCAACUAUAAAAAAUUCUACAAAUACACGAAUUAUUUCGUAAAUUUAUUAAUAAAUCAAUUUUUAAAUUCAGAUAGUGUAUUGGUAGCAGAAUUGUGUUUUAUUAUCAACAAAGGCAACUUGGACAAAUACUAUGACCAUUUGACCAUUUCUGCGCCAUGUUAUUCUUUUGACCAUUGACGUUGCAAACCUCACAGAUUCAGAAAAGUACUCAUUCCAUAGAAAAUGAUGUUAUGAAUCCCUGAAAAUAUAUAUAUAUAUAUAUGUAUAUAUAUAUAUAUAUAUGUAUAUAUAUACUUGGAGAAAUUGAAUCUAACCAAGUAUAACCAUUGCUACACUUUCAAAAUAAAUCUGCAGUGUAUUCGGUGGAAGAAAUCAAUAAUUUAGUCUCUAACUGGUGGCCGGAGCAGCCUGAAUCCAACUUGGUAAGGCGGAUUGGUCAAGUGAUACGUAGAAGAACAAAGUGAUCGGAAAGAAUGUCAUCCAAAAGCUUGUUUUCACUGCUUCCAUGUUUAAGGACAAAGGAGAGAGAUACUGGUAUUGUAUCAUCAUCAAUGUUCUUGGAGAAUGGAAGCAAAUUAUUAGAAGAUCUCAUUGCUUCAUGUGAUGGAAAGUCUAAUCCAAUUCGUUGUUAUUCUCUUGAUGAACUCACAAGGGCAACCAACAACUUUGAUCCUUCUUGCAUUAUACAAGACUUUUCGGCGGAAUUUCGUUACCAAAUGUUUAAUGGUUUUCUAGAUGACCGAUCAAUUACCAUUAAGAAGUUUAUGAGUACUGCCCAAGUUGGGUAUGAAGCUAGGUCUCUGGCCAUUCGUGACAUUAUAAUAACAAUGCAGAUGAGCAGUCAUAACAAUGUCUUAAAGCUGUUGGGCUGCUGCUUAGAGCUCCCUAUACCGGCUCUAGUGCUUAAUGUGCAAGUGAAGGAAUUCUAACUAGUGAAGCGGGAGCAAAUCAAUCCCUACCAUGGAAUAUUAGGCUGCGCAUUGCAAAGCAACUUGCAAAUGCAAUUACAUAUCUGCAUACUGCCUUCUCCCGGCCAAUUAUUCAUAGAGAUAUACGAGCCUCCUGUGUUUUCUUGGGCAAUGAUUAUAUUCCGAAGCUUUGCAACUUCUCACUUUCCAUAACCAUUCCUCCUAUGCAAUCGCAUGUUGUAGAUGAGCCAAAAGGGACAUAUGGGUACCUUGACCCUGCCUACAUGAGGUCUGGUUACAUUUCAGAAAAGACUGAUAUUUAUAGCUUCGGUGUGCUUUUACUUAUAUUGUUGACAGGCCAAAAAGUUGUGCUUCAAUAUCAAGAAGAAUUUGAGUCGAUUAUUUCAUAUGUGAAACGUCAUGCUAGUGAUGGUCAGAUUCAGACGGUAGUAGAUCCUAAAAUCCUUGGACAGAUGGGGGAAGAUAAGCAAGCUCAAGAGCAGUUGCAUUUAUUCCUAGCACUGGCAUUGUCAUGUACCCAAGAUGAAAGUGAAGCAAGGCCAGAUAUGAUUGAUGUGGCUAAAGAACUGAUACUUAUUGAGAAGUCUGUCCUGCUUCGCUAGACAUUCACAUUAGUUAUCCCCUGUUUGAAAUCAGAUUGAAUUUCUCACUUUAUUCAUUGAUGGUUCAUGCA
Rosa chinensis is the source of this 3473-nucleotide messenger RNA. Its product is annotated as GDSL esterase/lipase At4g10955. The record is from RefSeq and is a predicted model, not a curated record. The coding region runs from base 88 to 1269 and encodes 393 amino acids. NCBI's taxonomy places the organism in Eukaryota, Viridiplantae, Streptophyta, Magnoliopsida, Rosales, Rosaceae. The transcript is spliced from 4 exons. Gene Ontology annotation, biological process: lipid metabolic process.